Messenger RNA from Branchiostoma floridae (Florida lancelet), 2016 nucleotides. Its product is annotated as sonic hedgehog protein-like. NCBI's taxonomy places the organism in Eukaryota, Metazoa, Chordata, Leptocardii, Amphioxiformes, Branchiostomatidae. Gene Ontology annotation, biological process: cell fate specification; multicellular organism development; protein autoprocessing. The coding region runs from base 54 to 857 and encodes 267 amino acids. Gene Ontology annotation, molecular function: calcium ion binding; patched binding. The record is from RefSeq and is a predicted model, not a curated record. The transcript is spliced from 4 exons.
AAAACUAGUUAAAAAAAGGCAAGAAGAGUAGCACAACUUGAAUCGUCAUUAAAAUGGCACAGGGAAACAAAUCUGCAAGAAGUGAGCAAUACAGGAUCAUAGUUCCCGAGGAAAACAGUUCCCUUGGGAGUACAGCACAGGGGUAUCCGUACGGAGCACAAGAAAGAUACACUCCAUACCAGCCUCGAGAGAACGCGUUCAACUACCAAGAACCGAGUAGUGGCUGUUUUCAUGGCCAGACGAGUGUGCAUCUUAUUGAUGGAAGCACCCGGGCAAUGCAGGAUCUGAAGCUCGGAGACUGGGUCCAAGUAUUCACGUCCGAUAGAAGUCUGGCCUAUCGUCCGAUCAUGGCAAUGCUGGACCGCGAACCAGACAAGAAGAAUAUCUUCCAGCAGAUCAACGUGGAGGGGAAGAACGGGCCAGUUUGCCUCACACUCGACCAUCUGAUAUAUGCUACCAAGAACCCACAAGAACGCCUCGAGAGCCCUAUCUUUGCCAGGAACGUGAAAGAGGGCAUGUUCGUCUUCCUUGUCGACGAAAAAAGCGGGAAAGUGGUUCCCGCCAAGGUGCUCGAUGUCUCAGAGGUCGAGUUAUGCGGAUACCUCGCGCCACUUACAACGGAAGGAACCAUCAUGGCGGACGGCAUCGCGGCCUCGUGUUAUGCCAACUUUGACCACGAGCUCUCUCACAUAGCUUUCUGGCCACUCCGUCUAAAGUACUGGCUUAAGUCAGCCCUGGGAAUCGGCGGCAAAGAGAAGAAGGUGGCCAAAGUUGGUAUCCACGGGUACGCCAAAGCCCUGAUGAAAGUGAACAACUUUAUGUUCCAUGUGCAGCCAUCUACGGCUGUGGCUGUGUAAGCCAACGGCAUGACACAACAUACAACAGACCUGUUUCCUCUUAGAGAUAGCGAAAUCAGACAUGUAGCUUGCGUGGAUUGCAUAGAAUAGACACAAAUGUGUAUUAAAAAAGGUCUGCUAAUUUACCAUUUAUAUUGCACUGCUCUGUUGACCGCUGUAUUACAAUAAUGAUUUGCUUUUUUCCAUGGUUGUUUCCAUUCUUUGCUUGUUUCCAUGUGUAAACAAACUACAUUAUAAGUUCAUACUGGCUUUUCCUAUACAAGAUACCGAUUGAAACCACAGUUUUCCUAAAUAGCUAACGUUGAUACCAAGAAAAUGGAAUCAAAACUAACAUGAAUAAUCCUUCAAUUAUUCAGAUUUGAGUAAGCGGUGUUAAAAAGCAAUAGCACGCUGUACUAGCAACCCAAAAUAGAUUUCGGUAUGUUUGGUGCUUUAUGUCUUACUUUACUAUCGCUCUAUAUGAUAGUAUAUAUGGCAUUUCUGAGUCCCAGUGUGUUGUAUGCUUACUUCUAUCUGUGUAUUUAAGUUAAUAUGUCAGAGUGGGAUUGUAUACCUGUAGACAAUUUAUACGUCAAAGGUAUAGCCUAUAUAGUCCUGUCGAAUUCCAUCAACUGUAAAACUACUUUACUAGAUAUUGAUAUCAGUGAAAAGCUUUACGCUCUUACAAUAUUUUCUCCAACAUUUCUAUCUUCCGUAUAAAUUGUGACAUAAUAGGAUGGAAGAGAGUUCAUAUUAGUACGACAGAAAGGUGAAAGCUACAUGUACAGGCUACAACAAUAAAGGGGUGAAUACUACAUGUACAAUGUGUACUCCGUGAACAGUUUCUCCAGGUUGGCAAGUCACAGAAUAGCACACUUUUUUUGCAUUUAAAUGUAACGUUUUAUGUAGAAAUACUCCCUCUGAUUUGUAACUAUGCACAUGAUCCAUUUCUACCUGUGCAUAGUUACAAAUCAGAGGGAGAGAAAAGCCUCAAGAGUAUACGUGCGUCUAAAGAUCAUAGUCAUAUAGAAAGCUACUUGUAUGACUGUAAUACUACAGCCACACUUCUGUAAUCAGUAAAAACGCUGUCCCUUGUUUUUCUUGCAAUUUGUCUGUAACGUUAAUACUUCCUUCAACAUGUCUGUCUGUCACAUACAAUACACCCUUUGUAUCCUCUUUA